UAUUCUACUAACAAUGUUAAUCAAAAUGAUAAUCAAUUAGGUUAUUAUUUAGCAGGACUUAUCGAAGGUGAUGGUUCAAUUAUUGUACCCACUAAAAAAAGAACUGACAAAGGGAGAUUAACACAUCCUGUUAUUAGAAUCGUAUUCUCUUUAUCUGAUUUACCUUUGGCUGAAAAACUACAACAAGUAUUAGGUUGUGGAUUCAUUCAGAAACCUAAAAAAGGUAAUUAUGUAUUAUACGAAAUUCAGAAUCAAGCGGGAUUAUUAAAAUUAACUAAUUUAAUCUAUGGAAAAAUAAGAACUCCUAAAAUUGAAGCUCUUAAUAGACUUAUUGAUUGGUUAAAUAAUAAAAAUGUUAAUGGAAAUAUUUUUGAAUAUUCUGAAUUAGAUUUAAAUACUAGUCCAAUUAUUAAUAAUGCUUGGCUAUCUGGAUUUAUUGAUGCAGAUGGAUCAUUUGAUGUAAAAGUUCGAGAGAAAUCAUAUAAUGGGAAAGGAAAAAAUCGAGUAGAGACUCGAUUACGAAUUGAGCAACGAAUAACUGAUCCAAGUACUGAAUUAUCUUAUUACUCUGUAAUGAAAUCUAUUGCUAAACUAAAUACUUCUCUUCAUAAUGAAGGUAUCGAGUACUACACUGUUUCAGCAACUAGCCCUGCUAAAUUAAAAACAUUGAUUAAUUAUCUAGACACUUAUCCUCUAUUUAGUAGUAAACUACUAAAUUAUUUAGAUUUUAAAUUUUGUGUUAAUCUAAUGUUAUCUCGAAAACAUCUUACUGAACAAGGACGAGAUAAUAUUAAAAUAAUUAAAGCAGGAAUGAAUAGAAAACGAACAUAUUAUAACUGGGAUCAUUUAGAAAAAUUGUCAGAGUAUUAA
Messenger RNA from Zychaea mexicana, 870 nucleotides. RefSeq names its product Dod COI i3 grp IB protein. The record is from RefSeq and is a predicted model, not a curated record. Gene Ontology annotation, molecular function: endonuclease activity. Lineage: Eukaryota; Fungi; Mucoromycota; Mucoromycetes; Mucorales; Lichtheimiaceae. The transcript is spliced from 4 exons. The annotation marks the transcript as partial.